AUGGAUGAAGACAUGCCUUAUAUUGUAUUCGCAUUCUAUUAUAAAUCAUCGCCUUCUCUAUUACCAUUAUCAUCAUUUUCGGAUCACUUUAUUGAACCAGAUCUUAGCGAAACUUAUAGUCUUUUGGUAUAAUGAUUUACUUUUGUACUCUGGUCAAAAUAAAUCUAAUCUUUUUAGGAAUUUCGUAUAGAUCAUAGAUUGAUUGUUGCAACUAUCACCGAACGGAUUGAUCCAUUGUGAACAGUUUACCAAUUAAAGAUCGAAAAGCCAUCCAUUCUCGAUUAUAUUCCAAUUCUAUUCAUUCGAUUUGUAUUCCGGAAGUUUUUUGACUUUUUUCUGUGUCUUAAGAAUUUCUAUCCCGGAUGGUUCCUGCCAUCUAUAGUUAUCCUUAAAAAACGCAAGCCUGAUUGGGACGAAGAGUUUGAGAAUGAAAAGCUUAUGUAUCGUCGUCUUCAAUCCCUUCAAGGAAGAUUCAUAUCUUAUUUCUAUGGAGAAGCAAUAUACGGUAGUGUGCCUACUUUAGUACUUUCUGAAAUCAUCGGCCAGACAUUAGAUGAUCUUACAAUGAAACAUGGAGAUGAUAAGGAAUUCGAAAGAAAGCUAGAAGAGGUUUACAAAGCAUUAACUAUGUAUGGAGUAACUCAUGAAGAUCCAAAGUUGGAUAAUACUAUUGAUGUUGGAAAUUGUAUAAUGAUUUUUGAUUUGGAACAAUGUACGAUCGAGGAAAUGAAUUGGAAAGGAAGUACUAAUAAAGGAAGUGCGGGAUAUUUACUACGCAGGCUUCAAUCAAAUCGUCAGUGCGAAGAUGAGGAGAGGCAAAGAGAAGAGAAGAGAAGAGAUUGAAAGAAAAGACGGAAACAAAAGCGGAAAGAAAAAGGUAUAAUGGGAAAAGCCUGAUUUAUCACUC
This is a messenger RNA of Sclerotinia trifoliorum, 907 nucleotides long. The record is from the annotation of a GenBank genome assembly. Lineage: Eukaryota; Fungi; Ascomycota; Leotiomycetes; Helotiales; Sclerotiniaceae.